Messenger RNA from Brachypodium distachyon (stiff brome), 1544 nucleotides. RefSeq names its product PLASMODESMATA CALLOSE-BINDING PROTEIN 1. NCBI's taxonomy places the organism in Eukaryota, Viridiplantae, Streptophyta, Magnoliopsida, Poales, Poaceae. The transcript is spliced from 4 exons. Bases 266 to 1255 code for a protein of 329 amino acids. The record is from RefSeq and is a predicted model, not a curated record.
UUUUGUUUGUGCCGUGCUCCUGCAAAGCUCCCAGACCCAGCCUCCAAUCCCAAGUUUCCUCUUAUUCCCCCCUCCCCCCUCGAUCUGCCCCUACCCCUGUUGGGGAAGAAACCUAUGAUUCGGCGUGAUUGCGUCAGGUAUAUAUGCACUGCCCGCGGCGACAGCAAGGUCCUACUUUACACUUCUCGAUCUGGUCGUCAGGUAUCCAUCCAUCCAAUCCCUGACUCGUUUUGGAAGGAGACCGAGCUCUUGAAGCUAGGGCAACAUGGGUCUUCUUAGGCCGUUCAACCGCAUUGGCUUCCUUCUUGUCCUCCUUGCCUUCUGCUGUGGAACAGAGCAACAGAGAGCGGAAGCAGCCCAUAGAGCGAUCCCGAACAGGCUCCUGAACUUCGUCUCCGUGGAGAAGCCAUCUUACCCCACGAUCACCACGCCCACAUCCUCCUCGUUCCCUUCGCUAGCGGACGCGAACGGCGGCGGCGGCAUGAGCGGCGGCGCUGGCGCUGGCGGGGUCGGUGGAACAGGCGGCGGCGGUGGCGGCAUGAGCGGUGGUGCCGGCGCUGGCGGUGGUACUGGCGGCGGCGGCAUGAGCGGUGGUGCUGGCGGUGGCGGCGGCGGCGGCAUCGGCGGUGGUGCCGGUGGCGGUGCCGGCGCUGGCGGCGGUACUGGCGGCGGUGGCGGGACGUGGUGCGUGGCGAGCCAGAGCGCGAGCUCGUCGGCUCUGCAGGUGGCGCUGGACUACGCGUGCGGCUACAGCGGGGUGGACUGCUCGGCGAUCCAGACAGGCGGGAGCUGCUUCAACCCGGACACCAUCCACGACCAUGCCUCUUACGCCUUCAACAGCUACUACCAGAAGAACCCUCUCCCCACCAGCUGCGACUUCGGCGGCACGGCAACCAUCACCACCACCGAUCCCAGUUCAGGGUCAUGCCAGUAUCCAGCGUCAAGCGGGGGAAGCACGAUGCCCCCGCCAUCGCCGACCUUCAUGACGCCGACCACACCGAUGACCCCGACGCCGAUGACACCCAUGACCCCUACGCCGUUCACGCCGGACACCCCUACAGGCACCGGAACUCCCAUCUACGGAUCAAUGUCGCCUCCUGACUACGGGUCGAUGUCCCCUCCCGGCAUGGGAUCGUCGUCGCCUCCGGAUUACAAUGACGUCGGCGCCGCCCCAACGACGGCAGCCAAGGGCAGCUGGGCUUUGGCUCUCGUCUCCAUCCUCGUCGCGACGAUAUCUCUGAACAUGGCCACAUGAGAGCAAACACAUUUCAAGAUGGCAAUCCUAUGCAGCUGUUCGCGGUUCGAGAAUACAGAGAGGAGCUGUUGGGGCAGUUGGAUGCUGAGAUGCGCACGCCAACUUGCGCACCGCAAAUCCUCCCCUGCCGCAAACACUUUGCAAAGCAGAGGUGCCCAUAUUGUUUAGCGUCAGCCGUACGCUGAUGCGGCUUCUAGCACCGUCCUAGUUUAGUGGGGGGCAGCAGAUGUUUAUAUUGCCGAUCAUACUAUUGUACUUAGAAAUUUAUGAGAAAAAGUUUAUUUCCUUA